AGCAACAACACAGCUAAACGUUCAUUUUUGAUCGAACGUUGUGCUGACGAUCAUACCGCAGCAAACGGUCAUGCCGCAAACGGCUAUGCAGGACAGUUUGCGUAUGAUUGUGACGAUCCGAAUCAUGAGGAGGAACUUGCAGACGACGAUAACGAAGACGACGAGGAGAUUGCUAAAAAUGAUAAGAAUGAACCUCUGUCGGCAUUCCUCCAUCGUCAACUUCAGAAUGUCAUCCACUUCUUCGUUGAAGACUGGUUCCUGUCGGCGAUGUUAGGUGUAAUAACGGCUGUGCUGUCAAUUUCAGUUGACGUCGCCAUUGAAUAUCUGCAACAGUUUAGAUUAAUUUUAUACGAACAUGCGCUGAAGUUCCAUGCAUACAGUGCAGCGAUCUGCUGGAUUCUAUAUAUAACACUCAUGACUGGCGGAGCGGCUGCAGUCUGUCAUGCGUUCUCGAAACAUGCCGUUGGCUCUGGCAUUCCAGAGGUCAAAGUUAUUAUGCACGGAUUUGUGAUGAAGAAUUAUUUGACUUUCAAAACGCUGAUUGUCAAAAUGAUUUCAUUGACGUUAGCGCUCGGAAGUGGCCUUCCGAUAGGAAAAGAGUUGUCAGAAUUUCAUGGCUUUUUGUACGCCCACUGCAAUUCAGUGAUUCUUCAAGUCUUGACCACCAGAUUAGUUAUUCUCAUAAGAUGA
This is a messenger RNA of Anisakis simplex (herring worm), 690 nucleotides long. NCBI's taxonomy places the organism in Eukaryota, Metazoa, Nematoda, Chromadorea, Rhabditida, Anisakidae. The record is from the annotation of a GenBank genome assembly.